AUGCUUUACAAGAAUGUUACUGAAGCCAACUUUGGAGAUCUUUCUAAUCGACAUUUGAAAGAACUGUUUGAUACAGCUGGUUAUGCUCCAAGACAAGGAGAAGAUGUGUCAGUUUUCAAUGUUGCUGAUCAUGCAAUGGACUAUCGAUGCUUUGGUCAGAUGGGUCGGAUCAAAGAAUCUGUCUUGAAGGGUAUUGUCAAUCACAGCAAAGUCAAUGAUUCUUUUGGUAAUGUUUGUUCUUGUGUUGCUAAAAUCCUCUCUUGGAUAGAUAUGACUGGGUUUUAUAAUGUCUACAAGACUCUUGUUCUCACAGAGUCUCCUGUUCUUAGAGCAUGA
Arabis nemorensis is the source of this 336-nucleotide messenger RNA. The record is from the annotation of a GenBank genome assembly. NCBI's taxonomy places the organism in Eukaryota, Viridiplantae, Streptophyta, Magnoliopsida, Brassicales, Brassicaceae.